Messenger RNA from Nannospalax galili (Upper Galilee mountains blind mole rat), 4043 nucleotides. It is a transcript of the gene Lrch3, whose product is annotated as leucine rich repeats and calponin homology domain containing 3. Bases 25 to 2340 code for a protein of 771 amino acids. The transcript is spliced from 20 exons. The record is from RefSeq and is a predicted model, not a curated record. Gene Ontology annotation, molecular function: protein binding. Lineage: Eukaryota; Metazoa; Chordata; Mammalia; Rodentia; Spalacidae.
GGCCGGAGAAGUGUCGGCUGGGAAAUGGCGGCCGCGGGCGCGGUGGCAGCGGCUGUGGAGUACGCUGGCCCGACCGCGUCCAGAGGGAACCUCUCUGGUGCUAACUGUGGCCCGGGCCCGGGGGCAGGGCCUGGUUCUGGCCCGGGCUCGUGGAGCCGCUCGGUCGACCGAGCCCUGGAGGAGGCAGCGGUCACUGGGGUGCUGAGCCUGAGCGGCCGGAAACUGAGGGAGUUUCCCCGGGGAGCGGCCAACCACGACCUGACGGACACCACCCGAGCGGAUCUGUCACGAAAUCGUCUCUCAGAAAUCCCUAUCGAAACAUGUCACUUUGUUUCUCUUGAGAAUCUUAACCUGUACCAGAAUUGUAUUCGAUACAUCCCAGAGGCCAUUCUAAACUUACAAGCUCUGACAUUCUUGAAUAUUAGUCGAAACCAACUGUCAACGUUGCCAGUACACUUGUGUAAUUUACCACUGAAAGUCUUAAUUGCUAGCAAUAACAAAUUGGUCUCGCUUCCAGAAGAAAUUGGACAUCUCAGACAUUUGACGGAACUUGAUGUGAGCUGCAAUGAAAUUCAAACUGUACCUUCUCAAAUUGGUAAUCUAGAAGCCUUGAAAGACUUUAAUGUAAGAAGAAAUCAUCUAGUGUGUUUGCCUGAAGAGCUGGCAGAGUUGCCUUUGAUACGGUUAGACUUCUCAUGCAAUAAAAUUACAGCAAUCCCUGUUUGUUAUCGGAACCUCAGGCACCUACAGAUGAUCACCCUAGAUAACAAUCCGCUACAGUCACCUCCUGCACAGAUAUGUAUAAAAGGUAAAAUCCACAUAUUUAAAUACCUGAACAUACAAGCUUGUAAGAUUGCUCCAGAUCUGCCAGAGUAUGAAAGGAGACCCUUGGGUUUUGGCUCCUGCCAUGAAGACCUGUACCCAAGUCGUCCUUAUGGAGCCCUUGAUUCAGGUUUCAAUAGUGUGGACAGUGGUGAUAAGAGGUGGUCAGGGAAUGAGCCUACAGAUGAAUUUUCAGAUUUGUCCCUUCGAGUAGCGGAGAUUACUAAAGAACAAAGACUGCGAAGAGAAAGCCAGUACCAGGAGAACCGCAGCACCGUGGUGGUGACAAAUGGCGGAGUGGAACAUGAUCUGGAUCAGAUUGACUAUAUUGACAGCUGUAUGGCAGAAGACGAAGAGAGUGAUGUCAGACAACCCAAGAGCCUGGAUGCAAACAGCCUCAGUUCACAGUUCAUGGCGUAUAUUGAACGGCGGAGAAUCUCUCAUGAGGGUUCACCAAUAAAGCCAGUAGCCAUUAGAGAGUUUCAAAAAACAGAAGACAUGAAAAGACAUUCACAUCAAAACAGGGUUCCAGUUGAGACAUCGUCUGUGUUGUCACUGCCAUCAAGUCAUAAUCAGCUUUCACGUACAGACUUAGAACUUCAGCAGAGAAGAGAACAGUUGGUAGAGCGCACUCGGAAAGAGGCGCAGCUUGCUGCCCUUCAGUAUGAGGAGGAGAAAAUAAGGACCAAGCAGAUUCAGAGAGAUGCUGUCCUGGACUUUGUCAAACAAAAAACAUCACAAAGUCCACAGAAACAACAACAAUCCCCCAUAGAUAGUGAGUGUCCCUUCCCAUCCAGAAGGUCUCAGCACACUGAUGAUAGUGCCUUGUUAGUGAGUGAUGACAGAUCUAAUGUCCUAUCAAGUUUCCCUACAACAGAAACAGUCCAUCAUUCUCCUGCAUAUUCUUUUCCUGCUGCUACCCAGAGAAAUCAGCCCCAGCGCCCCGAAAGCUUCCUCUUCCGAGCAGCUGUUAGGAGAGAAACAAAUAAAGGUCAUGCUUCACCCCUCCUCCCAUCUUCUGUGCCUGCCACUGACUCUACAGAUCCCACGAUAAGACAGAAAGAAGAAGAGCUGAAGUUAAUAGAUCAGCUACGGAAACAUAUUGAAUACCGGUUAAAAGUGUCUCUGCCCUGUGAUCUUGGAGCUGCUCUAACUGAUGGUGUUGUUCUUUGCCACUUAGCCAAUCAUGUUCGACCUCGCUCUGUCCCAAGCAUUCAUGUCCCCUCACCAGCUGUGCCUAAAUUAACAAUGGCAAAAUGCAGGCGAAAUGUGGAGAAUUUCCUAGAAGCUUGCAGAGAAAUCGGUGUGCCUCAGGACAGUCUCUGUUCCCCCUCCGACAUCCUUCAGCUAAGCCUCCGAAUUAAAAGAACUGUGGAAAUACUACUUUCUCUUGAGGCACAUGCAGAAGAAUCCAGUUUUGUCUCGCUGUCUAUCCAGCUCCUGGGUUUUGUGGCAUUUUACUGUGCUUUAAUGUUAACUCUCUGUGUCCUUUAUUACCGGGUCUUCCCCUCCAGCUGAAAGCGCGUGCCAGUGACUCCACCUCAUCCUUGUGCUGCUUUCUCCUGCAGAACUGUGUACAUACUUUCUGUUUCCUUCCCUCUUGCCAUCAGUGCUGAGUAGCAAAUCCAUUCUCAUAUGUUGAGGGGGGCAGCCCACUGCAUAGCAUUAAUCAUGGCUAAUAGAGCAGGAGACCAGCAUUUUCUCUCUAGUCAUUUGCCCAUUCUCCUUGCCCUGUAGCCUUGUUUCUCAGAUAAUGAAGGCUGAGGCCUUUCUACCAUUACAGUCCUGAGCCCGUUCUGAGAAUAUGACACAGAAAAUUUGGGCCAUCUUUUCGUACUGUGACCCUACUUCAGUUUUGAAGUCCUGAAUUUCAGAACCUUUAACAGCUGCUAAUAAGGAAAAUAUUGGUGCCUUUUCUGGUUUGGGUACCUUGUGACUUAGAUCUCUGCCCUGAAGUCCUAGCUUGCCCUUAACUGGUAGACAGUAUCUGCACAUUUAGAAGGCACAGGCCAUUUAGACUUACCAAUUUUAGUUUGGUCAGAAGUUUCAGUUGAAGGUCCUGUAGUUUCCCUAGAUUCCGAGUCCACCAUACACAUCUGAGAUAGUGCACACUAGGCAGCUGACUUAGAGUGUGCCUCUGAGGAGGGGGUGCUGGCCGUGCUUGCCAUGUAUGCUUGCUGUAACCGAUUCACGUCUAUAAUCCUGUUUCCAGUGUGAAAGUUUGGAGUUUAUGUAAUCUCUAACAUAUUUGAGCCAUCCUUAAAGGUGAACCUUGUAUUUUGUAGGCUGUUGGGGAGAUUAUAGUUGAACAGUAGCAGGUAAAGUUAGACUACAGCCUCUGCUUGUUCCCAAGGCAAUGAUUACUGUCUCUAUCUUUCAGAAUGCUUAGUAGUUAAUUAGCUUCUGAACCUUAAUGCUGAAAACUACGGUAUAAUUUCAUUCAGAUUCCAGUUCUCACAGACGGUGUUUCUGAACAUCUAGGAACAUUCUCAAGUCUGUUAACAAAAUUGGACAACUCCUCAAGCAUGAAGGGAGAUUGCCAGAAGCAUAAUGUCGUUAUAGAAUUCAGCCUGGGGUCUGGUUGCCUUCUCCUCCAUAUGCAGUGGGACAGUUAACUUACUGCUCACUGUUAAUGCUGACGCAUUGAACAUGGUGAUACACAACAGCGCCUUCCCGAGUUCGGUUUGUGUUUGUUGUGUUUUUAAGAUGUCUUGGAGUCCUUAGUUCUGUAGUUUUGUCCUUUUAACACAAACACACACAAACACACAGACGCUUUAAGCUAGGUGUAGUAUACAUGUGUAAUCAUAGCAGCUCUUGGACGGCUGAAGCAGGAGGAUUGCUGUGAGUCUGAGGCCAGUCUGGGCUGCAUAGCAAGACUCUUUAAACACACACACACACACACACACGCACGCACGCACACACGCACACGUGUGUGUGUGCCAGUUUUCAGUUUAGAAUGAUCAUAGUAUUUCUUAGGAAACACCACAUUCCCUCUAAGCCAGCUGGAAGGUAGAUGUGUGUGGUUAGCACCAGUCUCUGAGGGAUGUCUAGACUCAUUGAGUGGACUGAGUGGACUGGCCCCUGGGGGCUGAUGAGAAGAAGAUGCCUCUUUCAGAGCAAAACAGUAUGCAGAUUCAUCUUAACACAGUUGCUCUGUACUUGCAGAGAUAAAGCACUAAUUCAGAACUGCUAGUUUUAUUAACAAAUCAAAAGAUUGCUGU